AUGUUGUUUUUUAUUUUUAUUCUUCUCAGACAUAUAUUAUGCAGCCAAACAGCUAUUCUUCAAUGUGAUUUUGAAACAAUUUGUAAUGAUUUUGACGUUGAUAGUAAUUGGGGUUUAACUGAUGGUCUUCAUCCUCAUUCUAUCAAUCACGAUCAUACAUUGAAUAACAAUUCCGGUCAUUAUUUAUUCUAUAAUCCGAAAAUUCCACCACCAUUUUAUACUCUAAAUGCUGAAAUAAAAACAAAACAAUGGUUACAAUUAUCAACAGAUCGAGCUGUAUGUUUUCGAAUGUGGUAUUAUACUCCUCGUUUCAGUCUUCCAUUUACUAUCCAAUUAGUACAGGGUGAUGAUGAACAACUUACAAGAAUUAUAGGUUCUAUUCAUGGUAAAGAUCCAUCAAUUAAUGAUUGGACAUUGAUUAAUGUAACAUUGCCAGCUGAGAAAAUCAAAUUAUUUAUUCGAUUAAAUACUUCAGCUGUACCUCUGGCAUUUGAUGAUAUUUCUAUUGACUAUUGUAAUGGACCACGUCCUUUACCUCCAAAAAUCUUAUUUACAUGUGAUUUUGAAUCAACUUGUGUCGAUAAUAUCAUCUCAUUACCACAUUAUCCAUAUCAAUGGUCGAUUAUAAAAGCAAGUGACGCUGCUAAAAUCGAAAGUGGAGCACCUUCUGUAGAUUUUACAUUUGGUAAUCAAUCAGGACAUUAUACAUUUGUACCUAAUUCAAAGAUAAUAGAAAAAGGAAAUGUUGGAUAUCUUGCUCUACAAGCAUCAUUCAAUAUCACAGUUAAUGCAUCUUUUUGUUUAAAUUUUGAAUAUUAUGGAUAUGGUCGCUCGUAUGUCAGCAAUUUGAAAGUAUAUGCAUGGAUGUCAGAUUCGUCUAAGACUAUACAAAAACUAUGGCCACCAAAUUAUACAGAAUAUAUAUAUACAAGUAAUAGUUGGACUUGGAGUAUUAUGAAUUUACCUGUUGGUUAUUAUUCACUAUUGUUUCGUGUGGAUAGUACCGAUACUAUUGCACAUUCAUUUGCUCUCGAUAACAUUUCCAUAACAUCGUGUGAUUAUCCUCCUUCAACAUUUACUGUCAAUGAUGCACUCCUUUCUUUUUCAUGUAAUUUUGACAAUUUGACAAUGUGUGAUAUGAAGAAUGAAGAUCGAUACAGUGACCCUCCUAAAUAUAAUUUCACUGUUGUCACUGGUGAUUCUAUUCCUGAUCGAGAAUUAGGUCCAAUGCGAGAUCAUACGAGUAAUUCAACAUCAGGUGGUUUUAUCUAUUGGGAUCGACAUUUACCUUUUCAGAGUGGAGAUUCUGGAAGCAUUCAUCCUUCGAAAGUAGUAGAAGCAAAUUUAGGUAUGUGUAUUCGAUUUGCUUAUUAUGUUAAGUCAUCAGCAGAAAACAAGAAUGGAACUACAGUGAGUUUAUGGACAGGUGGAUGUGAUAGUUCAAGUUUAUGGACUCACUCUUUGGAUGAUAGUCAUGGGUGGCAGCUAGUCAUUGCACCUGUACCGAACAUUGUCUGCCAAGUGACGCUUUAUUUCAUUGCAUAUCAACAUCUAACAAUACCAGUCGCAGUUGCAUUUGAUGAUAUUGAUAUAGGACCAUGUGAUACUCUCUAUCCAACUACUACAACUAGUUCGACAUCAACAACGACUACUACUAUUACUAGCACUACUACUGAGGUCAUAACAACUAGCAGGAGUUCGACAGAAACAACAACAGUAUUGACAUCGUCAACAACAUCAACCAUAUAUAUAAUAACAUCAACAGAAAGUAAUGCUCGACGACUAUUAUCUUUGAAUGAAUUUAAUUUGAUCGCAAUUUAUUUUCUGUUAAAAUUACUGCGAGAAAUCUUUUAA
Molecule: messenger RNA, 1854 nt
Organism: Rotaria sp. Silwood2
Lineage: Eukaryota; Metazoa; Rotifera; Eurotatoria; Philodinida; Philodinidae
Source: the annotation of a GenBank genome assembly